UUAGUAAGAAAGAGUGAACAGACACCAGUGAAAAACUUCUAUGCUGCUUGCCCAAGACACUGGAUUGGAUUUGGACAUAAGUGUUUUUAUUUUUCUGAAUCCACAAGUAACUGGACAUUCAGCCAGACCUCCUGCAUGGCACAAGAGGCCCAACUAGCUCGAUUUGACAACCGGGAGGAGCUGGGUUUCCUAAGUAGAUACAAGGGGACUUUUGACUACUGGAUUGGCCUGCACAGAGAGUCACCACAACUCCCUUGGAGAUGGACAGACAACACUGAGUAUAACAGCACAGUUCCCAUCCGGGGAGUGGAAAAUCAUGCCUACCUGAAUAACAACGGGAUCAGCAGUGCCAGGGUCUAUGCAGAUCGAAGAUGGAUCUGUAGCAAACCCAACAGCUAUAUGCUCCAUUGCCAAAAUGCUUUUUCUCCUUUUUUAGCCUUUGCAAAGAGAUGCUUUUAGCCUGUUAUCUACAGUUGCUACUCUUUCCCACAUCUUUCCACAUCACUAUUAAAGGAACGAAGAAUAUUUCUUGACAUCCCAAAUGAAAACCAUCUUGAAGAAGUGUACAUACAGGGGAUAAGAAGAACAUAGAAGAACAUAUGAGUCUAACUUAGAUGUCGGCACUCAGACCUUAAGCGUAAAGUACAAUUAACGUUAGUGAACCCCACUUUCAUUUUGUGCAGAGAAGUCCUUCUUUUGAGUCUAUGAGACCACAAAAAUGAGUUCCCAAAAGUGUGUGUGGUUAUAUAGUGACACAUACCUGUGAUGCCAGCUACUUAAGGGUUGAAACAGGAGAAUCACAGGUUCACAGUAAGAAGUGAAGUAUGGGAAUGCUUUAAUAAUGACAGGGAAGAGAAGAAUCUGUAGCAUCUGAUAAUUUGGCAAAACACAUUAUACAUUCUUUUCAAAAUUUAUGCCAACACCCAGAAUUUAAAAAGUAUUUAAAACUAAAAUUCAUUUUAUAGUCUUUAAAACAUAAGUAACACUGUCAAAAUCUCUCUCUAGGUUUUAAUAUCCUUAUUUCCAGUUUUACAUUUCUAAAUAUAAUUAUAUAAUUAUACUGUUCAAGUAUAAUCCAUUUUAUAAACAAACACCAUUUUAAUUUUACCACUUUAUUGGAUUCAUUUCACAUCAAAUGGUAGUUAAACUCCUUAAGCAUUCAAUACUUCGUUUUGCACUAAUGUGCAUAUUAUUGGGUCCUAAAAACAAAGUAUUUAAAAUCUUUAUAGAGUUAACUACACUGUACUGAUGAGUCCCAAAAAGGAUGAAAUAACAGGCUACAAAGCAUCUCCUGAUCUUUUCAUCUUUUUCUCUCUCUUUUGUUCUAUAACAGCUUGAUUUGCUGGGGAAUUGUGGGGGUAUGAUAUCUAUACUUGGCCUCCUGGUCUUUGAGAAAAAAGGGAUGAGAGGGGCAAGGGGAGAGAAGGGGAGAGGGAGGAUGGAAGUGGGAGAGUGGGACUGGGAGAGUGGGACUGGGAGGAGAGGAGGAGGGGAAGCUGUGAUUGACAUAUAAAGUAAGUAAACAAAACAAAAAAGACUAUGUUUUUAUCUACUUGAUGUGUGUUUAUUGUUUGUAUAAGUGUGUGUGUGUGUGUGUGUGUGUGUGUGUGUAUGCAACCAGAGUUAUAGACUGAUGUGUGUGGCCAUGUGGCUUCUGGAAAUGGAACCUUGGUCUUUUGCAAGAAAAACUCCUAACUACUGAGCCAUCUCUCUAGCCUUUUCUUCCUCUGUUUUCUUUGAUUGGUAUAGCUGAGCAAGCCUUGGAAAAACAGCAUGUAUCCAUUUCCCUGAAAAUUUCAUGACUACCUUGUUUUUAAUAGUGGAGUAGUAUUCAAUUGUGUAAAUGUGCCUCAAUUUCUAUAUCCAUUCCUUUGUUGAGGGGCAUCUGGGUUGUUUCCAGAUUCUGGCUAUUACAAAUAAAGGUGUUAUGAACA
Molecule: messenger RNA, 1934 nt
Organism: Psammomys obesus (fat sand rat)
Lineage: Eukaryota; Metazoa; Chordata; Mammalia; Rodentia; Muridae
Product: C-type lectin domain family 2 member D-like
Exons: 3
Cellular component (GO): external side of plasma membrane
Source: RefSeq, a predicted model, not a curated record